GAGCGGCGCGUAGGCUCUUUUGCAGCCGCGGGGCCGGGAGGGAGAGCCCGUCCGCCGGUGACUCUGGCCGCGGCGGGCUGGAGGGGAGAGCGGCCUCGAAGGCAGCGGGUGCCGUCGGUGCCCGAGGCCAGCCUGCAAGCGCCUUAGGCAGGGAGAAAGGCGGCGCUGAACUUGCUGGUGGGGCUUUGCAGAGGCCGGACGGAACGAGCGAGGGAGGGGCUUCUUUGCGGCGUCCACCAAGGGAAAUGAAGGAAUGAACCCGACACGUGUAGCCUGAGGACCCUUCAGAAGUGAGAAGGCGUGCAAACAGUCUGCAUUUCGCGUCUCCAAGGGACGCAAGACGCGAUUGCAAUUCUUCCAACACCGCCGACUUUUUGAGUCUUGUGAAAAAGAACAAAGCUGAAAGAAGAGUCUCUUGGAGGAAUGACGCACCUCGAGACUCCCUUUAGCGGUUGAGUCUGUGCCCUGUGUCCCCCAACAAGCGCGCACCCCACCGCUCAAAAAGGGGGGUUGAUUACAGCUUCUGUGGACAAGAGAUGUGGGAUAUGGCAGGUAUAGAUAGAAAGAAAAAUGUUAGCACUGAGGCCGGAGAAGAAUGAAAUUUAGACCCUGAUAAUUGUGCUUAAGGUUAAAAAUAUCCCAAACAAGUACAGUGCCCCCGUCACAUGGCAGAGUUGGUGAGACCACCAGCCUCCUGCCAUAGCUGCCAAGUUAUCCCUUUUUUUAAGGGAAAUUCCCUUAUGCUGAAUAGGCUUCCUCGUGAGAAGAAGGAAAACUUGGCAGCUAUGCCUCCUGCCAGAGCAGUAACUAUGGAGUGAGGGGCCAGCCCGGGUUCUUUGCCCCAGGUUAAGCCUCUAGCAUGAAAUUGGGUCUUUGACCCGGGUGAAAUAAAGCCUAGUUUUGCCGCUGCCUCAUGGCACUGAUGAGCUAAUGAACAACUGCAGUGCGAUUAAAAAAAAACCUUAUCUCAAUUCAAGGCCACAGGUGAUAGAACCAAAUUUCAAAAUACUUCCUUCUCUGGGAAGAAUGUGCAACUAUGGAAAGCACUUGAUUAAACAUAUCCUCCUUGUUUCGUUGUUUAAGCUGAGUUCCCAUUGGCACCUUCGCCUCAGGCAGCAGUUUCUUAUAAGAUGGGAAUCCUGUGACACACACACACACACACGGAAGUUGUUGGACUAUAAUUCCCAUCAUUGCUGAUGCGGACCAUGUUGGCUGGCUUGAUCGGAGUUGGAGUCUCACAACGUCUGAGGGCCACAGGUUGCGUCUUCCUCUAAGAAGGCUUCCGAAAGUGGGGUAUCAGGAAACACAUUCAUUCCAUGACGUUUCUCCGUGUCUCCGUUCUGUUAAAAGAUAAGAGCUGGCAUGGGAAGCCUGUCGGCCUCUAGAUAAUUAUGGAGUCCAUCAUUAUCUGGAGAACCAGCCUUUUCCUACCCCUGACUUAAAGAAAUGUUUAUGCUGCUUGAAAGUAUACCGGUUGAGACAAUAAUAUGCAGAAUACAGGAAUAAUGCGUUUUAUUAAAAUGAUGCAUAUUGUUCCAGUAACCUAUCCUCCCCCCCCCCAUGUUUGGGGGGAGGGAACAGUCGCUCCUCACACUGUUGCCACAAUAACACACACACCAACACACACCUACCCUGUAGGAACGAGCAGAGUGACAGUUGCCGUGCCUCUGCUUCUUGUAGAACUAUAACACUAGAAGAAACUAGGAGGUUGCUAAGAUCUUUAAGGCAAGAUCUACUUCACUCACAUGCACACACUUAAAAAAAUCAUUCCGGCCACAAGGAGCCAGAAGGCACAGAGUAACUGCUACCGAUAUAUAGUUUUUGCUACUGAUAUAUUUUGUCACCUGACGCAGACCCCAAAAUUGCACCUCCCCUCCUUGCCAGGAAAGAAGGGGUGCGGGAAGACCUACAUCCAGAAUGAGGGGGGGGCAGAGGAAGAUUGGCACUGGGAUCAGCUGCCCCAGUGAAUCCCUUUGCCUGAGGCAGUCGUCUCAUCUUGCUUCAUGGGUGUUCAAGGUGGAAAUCCUGUGGAACGGGAGGAAACAUUGCAUUGAGAAGCGCUACAGCGAGUUCCAUGCCCUCCAUAAAAGGAUCAAGAAGAGAUGCAGAGUCCCGGACUUCCCACCCAGGCGCGUCCCCAACUGGAUGACGAAAGUCCUGGAGCACCGGCGGCAGGGCCUGGAAGCUUACCUCCAGGGCAUCUUGCUAUGCAAUACGGAGCUUCCCAGGGAGCUUCUGGACUUCCUGAAACUCUGGCAGUUUGAGCAGGAGCACAAGGCCGAUCUCGGCCCUGCUUACCUGCUGUCCCACCGGCCGGUCAUAAGCUUCCGAAGUGAUCCAUGCAUCCUCCCGGCUCCCAUAGACUUGCUUCCCAACGUGAUCCUGAGUGGGGUGCUGCAGGGCUUCUAUGCACCCCGGACGACCCUCUGCCUGCAGUCAACGCUCUUUGCAGCUCUGCCAACCGUCGACUCGGCGUCCUCUCCUUUGCAACCGGCCUAGGGAACGCCCGGAGGAUCGAGUGCAGCUCUGUUCAUUUGUGGAAAAGCAACCGCCGGCUUCCUCCUCGCGUCGUGCGUUGGAAAGAAAAGAGGUUAGGGACAAGGGUGCAGUUGGGAGAGCCACUUCUUGAGGCAGGCAGUGAGAAGGAAAUGCUGUAGGUUGUUUUGUUAGGGUGCUGAGCUCCAGUAGAGUGCAGCUAACAAGGGCAGGGCUUGUUGCCACUUCUGGCAGAGCUGUGGCUCUCAGGCAUUUCCAGGUUACAGCUCUUGUCAGCCCACGUGAGUGAGAAGCAGCUGCAAGUCAGGGAGAUGUGCAUGCCUUCCUCCAAGCUUCAUGGGCUGGAAGCAAAAGCAGCACAACAGCUGCUGGGGGGCAAGUACUGACUCAGGUCAGGUGCUAACAAUGCAAGUGAUGCCACCAGAGUUUAUAUGCACAGUCAACUCUGCAUGGAUCUGGGCCAGUUGACACCUUAAUGCAGGUGUAGCCAACGUGGUGCCCUCCAGCUGCCCACAGUCCCCCAAUUCGCAUCAGCCCCAACCGGCAUGAUCAGGGAUGAUGGGAGAUGUGGUCUAACAACACCCAUCGAGUGUACCAGCUUGGGGAAAGCUGCACUGAUGUGACACAGGUAGCAGAGGCUUUUCAACAGCAUGGCGGGAGACCAGCAGCUCCUCUAAGCUAUCCCAAUAGUUUGGGUUAUUCCUGCUGCAGAAGAGAACUGCUUUCUCGGUGGGGCAGAUGGUCUACUUUAACAAAAAUGGCUAUGCAAUAAAACACUUUCACUAGAAAUAUUGAGUUGUUUUGAAACUGCUGUAAUUUGAGGCAGGGGGAUGGAGGGGAGAAGACAACAGUUUCUGACAUUGCCAGUGGGCUGGUUUGUGGCCAGUGCUUCUUAAACCAUGGUUUACUCUUACACUGAAUCAGUAUGAUAGUGCUUUUUUUGGGGGGGGGAGCUGCGCCAAAUCAUGGUAGAGUUGCAAGAGAAGCUUUGUUCUUGCUGCCCAGUUUGUGUUUGCGAUGGCUUGGGCCUCUCCUUCAUUGAAUAAGCCCCUUUAAACAUACCCACUUUUCAUGGGAUGCUAGGAUUGGAGACAGCUACUUGCCUUUGUGUUCCAAACAGAGGAGAGGUGCAGAGAGCUUUGUGAACGAAUUUGGCAGUGGCUAACAAAAAGAACUUUCCUUGGGGAAGUAGUAAAUUUGCGACAUUCGCUAUCUAGAACACCCCUCUAAAUAAAACGCUGGAAGUUCAUGGUUGGGGUGGGACGACCUAGCUGCAGCUAAGAAAAACCACCACCAGGCAGUACUACAAAAACACAAUGGUCACGUUUAUUGGUCCAUGUGCUUUCUUACAAAAACUGAAUGGGACACCCAUUGCCCACCCCCACCCCUCAAAGCCACUUGGAUGACCAGUGGCUGAUGGAAUGAGUUGUUACAAGAAUGGAGACUCCCCACCCCCCACCCCACCCCACCCCACGUAGCUGGGGGAAGGGCAGACAGAAAGGGAGCAGCAGUGGCGGCAGUUCACCUGCUGUGGGACAAUGAUGAUGCGAGGCUUCCGUGAGUGUGUAGCCCCCUCGCAGCCCUUUGCAAGCCAGAGUCUGACCCUCCAGCGGCCACCCAGUUAUUCUUUGGCAAUGGCAAAUGGCU
Molecule: messenger RNA, 4143 nt
Organism: Zootoca vivipara (common lizard)
Lineage: Eukaryota; Metazoa; Chordata; Lepidosauria; Squamata; Lacertidae
Source: RefSeq, a predicted model, not a curated record